AUGGGGUCCUCUACAGCCCUCACAACGAAGCCGGCACACGGUACUCCCUACCAAUUGGACAAGAACCAGGUAUCUAGAGCUUCAUCCGCGCUUCUUAAGCACAUCAAGUCGAAACAGAGCGAGCGCGAAGCCACUGCGACAAAGAAGACUUUGAUUGGCGACAAUGACUCCGAUUCCGAUGCCGAAGAUACCCCUCUGCACAACGAAGCCGUAUGGCUCGUCCUCACGACGAAGAAGCACGUCGUCGACAAGAACAGACUGAAGCCCGGCAAGAUCAGCAUCCCACACUCCCUGAAUGCGUCGCCGGCGCUUAGCAUCUGCCUCAUCACCGCGGACCCCCAGCGCUCUGUCAAGAACAUUGUCUCCGACCCCUCGUUCCCCGAGCACCUCUCCUCGCGCAUCGACAAGGUGAUUGGAUACUCGAAGCUGAAGGAUCGAUACAAGAGCUUUGAGAGCCGGAGGCAGCUGCUCUCUGAGCAUGACGUCUUCUUGGCCGAUGACCGGAUUGUCAUGCGCCUUGUGAAUACGCUGGGCAAGGUGUUCUACAAGUCGGCCAAGCGGCCGAUUCCCGUGUCGCUCGCGCAGAUCGAGAAGGUUGAUGGGAAGAGGGUGAAGAAGGACCCCAAGCAGCAGCCGAAGAAGAAGGAUGAUGAAGAGACCGUUAGUCUGUUUGCGAGCGCGGCGAUUGUUGCCAAGGAGAUUGAGAAGGCGCUGAACUCGGCGCCUGUGCACCUUGCUCCGGCUACGACUGCGGCUGUCCGGGUUGGAUCGUCGAACUUUACGUCUGAGCAGCUGUCUGAGAACAUCGAGGCUGUGGUCAAGGGGUUGACGGAUAAGUACAUCACCAAAGGGUGGCGGAAUAUCAAGGCCCUUCAUGUUAAGGGUGCCAACACCAUGGCUCUGCCGAUCUGGUUGGCCAGCGAGCUUUGGGUGGAGGAGGCUGAUGUCGUGGAGGCUAUUGAGGAUGGAGAGGCUGAGGGGCAGAACAAGAAGCGGAAGCAGAUUGAGGGUGAGGGUGAGCAGAAGCUGUUAGAAGGAACCAACAAGAAGUCCCGGAAGCAGAAGACUGCCGAUGAUGACGAGGAGGCCUCAUCGCUGGCGGCGCGCAAGGCGAAGCUUGAGAAGCAGAAGGCCCAGGCGCUGAAGGAUGGAGAGGCUGCUGCUCUGAAAAUAUCGGCUGGACCGGCCAAGAAGAAGAAAAAGUCCCUUUCAUAG
This is a messenger RNA of Aspergillus mulundensis, 1215 nucleotides long. RefSeq lists its product as uncharacterized. NCBI's taxonomy places the organism in Eukaryota, Fungi, Ascomycota, Eurotiomycetes, Eurotiales, Aspergillaceae. The transcript is spliced from 2 exons. The coding region runs from base 1 to 1215 and encodes 404 amino acids. The record is from RefSeq and is a predicted model, not a curated record.